This is a messenger RNA of Babjeviella inositovora NRRL Y-12698, 3941 nucleotides long. RefSeq lists its product as uncharacterized. The record is from RefSeq and is a predicted model, not a curated record. The coding region runs from base 220 to 3906 and encodes 1228 amino acids. Lineage: Eukaryota; Fungi; Ascomycota; Pichiomycetes; Serinales. Gene Ontology annotation, biological process: positive regulation of transcription by RNA polymerase II. Gene Ontology annotation, cellular component: nucleus. The transcript has a single exon. Gene Ontology annotation, molecular function: ATP hydrolysis activity; chromatin binding; ATP binding.
UGUCAUGUUUCCGAUCCUGGCCCUUUUGGUUCUGGAAAAAACAUAACAAAUCCUUGUGCCCAAAAGGGAACCCAACGCACGUGACCACAGCGAAAAACUGGAACCGGCGUGGAACCCAGAAUCCGUCACGUUCAACUCAUCGAGCGUUAUCAGAGGAACUAGUAGGGGCCAGUCAUUUAUCAAUUAAACCGUCAAUCAGCAGUUAAUCCAUUCUCUAAUAUGCCGCGCAGAGUAGUCAGCGAUGAUAGCCAUGAUGAGAGCCAGCCGCGCCGUGGCCGGGCGAAAUCCCAGGCCGACUCUGACGACUCUGAAACCCCGAGACGCAAGAGAACCCGCGUCAACUACAGCGAAAACUUCAAAGACAGCGAUGAGGAUAUCAAUGAGGAAGAUGAAGCCGCAGAGGAACCGGCAUUCGGUGAGGAACCCACGGCGGCAGCUACGGAGAGGACCCCUGCCAGAUCCCGUUCUCGCCGCAAGCUCGAAUCCGAAGACGACUACAGCGCCGCCUCAGCCUCAGCCUCUGAGAUCUCCCAGGAGAGCGAAUACGAAUACGACAGCGACAAGGAGCGUGAGCGCCAGAAGCGACUCGCGGACCGCGCGUUCGUGACCAGGGAUGGCGACGAUGACGACGACUACGACUACACCGGGGCAAAGAAGUCACGCCGCAGCCGGAAGAAGCGCUUGCCGCGUGUCCGGACGACGCGCCGGGCGACACGAAUCUCGGAUGACUCCGAUAUCGACGACGACACGCUCCAGGAUGAGCUUCAGGAGUUGAAGAGUACACCGCCGCCGCUGCCGACAGCGGCAUCGCCGCAACGGGCGCUCCGCGAGCGUCGUCAGCGCAUUAACUACGAGCUCCCGCCACCAAUCACAUCAGAGGCACAGCUCGCGUCCCUUGGUGACUCGCCAGGUCCCACCCCUCGCCUCGUUUCGACAACAUCUCGCCGUAAGCCCGCGCCGCACCGCAAGCUUCUCUUUGCGACCAGUGGUCCCUUUGGCGGUAGCGAUGUGAUUCCUCUUUUCGGUAAGAACUCGCUUGCGGUGGGCAACCUUCAUGAUUCCGAUUCCUCCGAUGAUGAGAUCAAGCCGGUGGACGCCAACCUCUCCACAAACAACAACCUCACGCUCCAGACAAAGUCCCAGGCGGAAACCGCCGCUGCAGCGGCGAAAAAUAAGAACCUCAGCGAUACGGACCCCCUUGGCAUCGACAUGGAUAUCGAUUUCACCGCUGUUGGUGGCCUCGACGACUAUAUCAGCCAACUCAAAGAAAUGGUUCUAUUACCGCUUUUGUACCCCGAAGUAUACCAGCGCUUUGGAAUCACUCCACCGCGGGGCGUGCUCUUCCACGGACCUCCCGGAACCGGAAAAACGCUCAUGGCACGGGCUCUAGCGGCCUCCUGUUCUACCGGCCAGCAGAAGAUUACAUUCUUCAUGCGGAAAGGUGCAGACUGCUUGUCCAAAUGGGUAGGUGAAGCGGAACGACAGUUACGAUUACUCUUUGAAGAGGCGAAGAAGCAGCAGCCGGCGAUUAUUUUCUUCGAUGAAAUCGAUGGCUUGGCUCCCGUCAGAUCGUCCAAGCAGGAACAGAUCCACGCUUCGAUAGUGUCGACGUUGUUGGCGUUGAUGGAUGGAAUGGACAAUAGGGGCCAAGUGAUUGUCAUUGGUGCGACGAACCGCCCCGACGCGGUAGAUUCCGCGUUGCGGCGUCCAGGGCGAUUCGAUCGCGAGUUCUUCUUUCCACUCCCGGAUGUGCACGCGCGGGCGAAGAUUCUCACGAUCCAGACGAAAAAGUGGCAGCCGCAGCUAGACGACGCGUUUGUAGCGCGCCUCGCCGCUCUCACCAAAGGCUACGGUGGUGCAGACCUCCGCGCGCUCUGCACCGAGGCCGCCCUCAACAGUAUCCAGAGAAAAUACCCGCAAAUAUACGCCUCUUCGGAUAAGCUCAAGAUCAAGCCGGAAAAGAUCUCUGUCAUCGCCAAGGACUUUUUCAAGGCGUUGGAAAAGAUUGUGCCGUCGUCUGCACGCUCCGCCGCAAGCGGCCUGGCGCCGGUGCCAGACCACUUGGAGCCGCUUCUCGCACGGCCCUUGCGCGAGAUUGCCGCGCGCGUCGAGGUGCUUUUGCCGCAAACAAAGAAGAUGUCUGUGCUCGAGGAGGCGAUGUAUAUCGACCCGAUCAGCCACGAGCAGGAUGGCGGCUUCGCGAAGCAGCAGAUUCUUGCAAAGUUGGAAAGCUCGCGAAUCUGUCGCCCAAGAUUACUCGUCGCGGGCGAGCCUGGCAGCGGUCAACAGUACCUCGGGGCGGCAAUCCUUAACCACCUUGAGGGGUUUCACGUUCAGUCACUAGACUUGGGAAGUUUGUUCAGUGACAGCACCAGGUCACUCGAAAAGACGGUGAUCGACGUGUUCAUAGAGGCGAGAAGACACCAGCCAUCGGUGCUUUUCAUUCCGAACCUCGAUAUCUGGACGAGCAUUGUCCCCCCAGCGGCGAUUGCCACGCUCAUGGGCUUGCUCAGAUCUUUGAAGGCGUUUGAAAAGGUGGUGUUGUUGGGGUUGUCGGAGUUGUCCGAGACAGACUUGGGGCCUGAGGUGAGAGAGUUGUUCGGAUACACAGCCGCCAACCAUUACAACUUGGGUACUCCCAGCGAAAGUGAGAGGGAGAAGUUUUUUGCAGCGUUGGUCAAGGUGGUGAAAAUGAAGCCUUAUGAGUUUAAUGACGUUGAGGCAAGGCCACGGCGAAAGCUCAAGACGCUUCGCGUCGUGCGUGUCGCCCCUGCUGCGGCUGCAGCGACGUCCAAGGCCGCGGCGAGAGAGCAGGCAAGAAAGGAUAUGAAACUCAAGAACACGUUAAAGAUCAAGCUCUCGGGCUUGAUGGAGCUCUUUAAGACUCGCUACAAGCGCUUUAAGAAGCCGUUUGUGGAUGACAGCUUGUUGCUCCACUUGUUCACCCCAGAGUUGCUCCAGCACCCAGGCUACGUCGUACACUACGAGCGCCGCGGUGAAACGGUGUACGAGCUUGCCACGGGGAAGACUUAUUACAACAUGGACUUGGAGAUUAUCGAGGAGCGCUUGUGGAACGGGUUUUAUUCCGAGCCGAAGCAGUUUUUGAAGGACGUUGAGUUGAUCUAUAGAGAUGCACAGGCGUCCGGCGACCGCGAAAGGAUUCUUCGGGCGAGUGAGAUGUUUGCGAACGCGCAGGUGGGGGUUGAGGAGAUUAGCGUACCGGAGUUGAUUGAGGAGUGUCGGGCGAUGAUGAACAGAGAAGCAGAAGCUGAGGCAAAGGCGGAAGCCGAGGCAAAGGCGCAAGCCGCAACCGAGAUAGAAGUCAGGGCGAAUGGCCAGGCAGAGAUUAGGAUGAAUGGCCAGGCAGAGGCUAACGGGUUGGAUGCGCAAGCACCAGUGGUGACGGGGCUGGACUUUGCCUCACCGAAUGGUACUGUUUUAGCUGAGGCGGAUGGGUCAGUAUCUGUGAUGUCAGGUGCUGAGACAAUUGUUCAAGAAGACGUGGAGAUGCAGGAGCCUGACGUUAUUUCCGAGCCUCUGGAAAAGCCUGUGACUGAGUCUGUGACUAUGUCUGUUACCGAGCCUGUGACUGAGCCUGCAGCAAAGCCUGUGACUGAGUCUGUAACUGAGUCUUCAGCAGAGCCUGCGACCGAGCCUGUGGCGGAGUCCGACUCUGACAGUUCCUCGGACGAAGAGUACUCCGUUCCCCAAGAGCUCGUGGAGCGCAACCUCCUGCUUGAUGAACAGGCAUUAGACCACCUCAAGGCCGCGCUUGUGGCUAAAACUGAGGGCUACACCAUAGAGAAGUUGGAGUAUCUCAACGCCAAACUCACUGACAUUGUCUGGCAGAACCGCCAGAGUUGGGAGAGAGACUCUGUGGUGAGUAAGAUGAGUGCAGAGUUGUAGAGCCAUUGUAAUAUACCACGAAAUAUUGAGUGAAA